This is a messenger RNA of Procambarus clarkii (red swamp crayfish), 2276 nucleotides long. RefSeq names its product zinc finger protein 892. Gene Ontology annotation, cellular component: nucleus. Gene Ontology annotation, biological process: regulation of transcription by RNA polymerase II. Gene Ontology annotation, molecular function: DNA-binding transcription factor activity, RNA polymerase II-specific; RNA polymerase II transcription regulatory region sequence-specific DNA binding. NCBI's taxonomy places the organism in Eukaryota, Metazoa, Arthropoda, Malacostraca, Decapoda, Cambaridae. The record is from RefSeq and is a predicted model, not a curated record.
CAUUCUUGACUGGAGUUUGUACUGUGCUCCAUUCCUCAUAUCGCUUGCUUAUAUGGUUGUGGUUGUGAUGGGAAGCAUUGGUACUCAGACGGAAGGCUUAGUGCCUUCAAGUUUGGGAGCGUUUGUAUUUAUCUCCACAAUAAAAAAUGAAGAUGCUUGCACACAGUGUUGGCUGCCCCUCACAUGUGAUGUCAGCACUUCAACUGAUGAACUUGCAACGUACAUACAAAGUUUCAUAGACAAGAACAAGAAUUGUGAAUCAUCAGGCACAGGGAAAAGACGUGGGCGACCAAGGAAGCCUCUUGUUGUGACUGCAGACAGCUCUGGAGAAACAUCUAGCAGUAUUUUGUACAAGAAACUUAAAAUAGAAUCCAAAGAUGAAUUUGUUCACACCAGAAUUAAGAGAGAGAGGAAAAUCCCAGUUAAGUUUGAUCCCAGUGAUGUUUGCAAAACAAAAGCUACAAGCAUACCAGCUUCAAAGUUCAAUAUUAGAUCUGAAAUUGAGGAAAUUGAGAAUAUUAAUGAAAAUGUUAGACUUCUUGACUCUGACAGUGAUUGGACAGAUGAAGAAAGUGCCAAUAACAAAAUAUGUGACACAAAUGAUAACACAAAUGGUAUGUGUGAAGUCCCAGAUUGUACUAAUAAUAAGUGUGCAAAUAUGAAAUGCUUUCAGAACAAUUGGACAGAUAAAGUCAUUCAUGAAGAAUUGGACAAAGAAAAAAAAGGUGAAAGUGAAUAUACAGUAUAUGAAAACAAACACAAAAUGAAUGUUGUGAGUAAUAAUGCAGAUGAUAAAGGGAAAGCUUCUUGUAUAAAUGUUAAAGUGUGUAAGAGAAAGAGAAUGCUAAAUUACCAUGAGAAUAAAGGACACUCCAAACGAAAGCAUGCAGGUGGUGGGCCAUACACUUGUGAACAGUGCCAUGUUGAUUUUAAACUCAUUUCCAUUUAUAGUAAACAUAUGUUAAACCAUGAAAUUGCCGAAGGAAAACACUCCGUUAAAUGUAAAUUAUGUGGUAAAGUUCUUUCAUCACAUGUCAACUUACGUCGCCACAUGAUGAUUCAUACAGGGAAGCCUUUUACAUGUGAGAUAUGUGGAAAAGGAUUUACAGGGCGUUACUUGUUACGAGAACAUUUGGCUGUAGAACAUGAUCAGAUUUCUUCAAAUACACAAUCCCCAACAAAUCACCAGUGCCGUGAAUGUAAGAAAUACAUGUCUACCAGAACAGCUUUGCAAUACCACCAAGCACAGUUACACCCAUGUAUGAAAUGUAAUAGGAAAUUCUCUUGCAGAACUGGUUUGAGAGAACAUGUGCUGCAAGUCCAUGAUCACGUUAGCGUAACUAAAGGAGGUCGCCUUGUGUGUGUUCAGUGCAAUAAAUCCUUUAAUUAUAGACACCAUUACCUUAAUCAUGUAGCUCACCACUCAGACGAAAAAACACACAAGUGUCAAAAAUGUAAAAAAGGAUUUUUGACUAGUCAAGCACUAUAUUGUCAUACAAAGCAAGUUCAUGAAAAGUACAAUUAUCGUUACCCGUGUGAAACAUGUGAAAAAGUGUUCAUAUGUAAUGCAAAAUUGGUGGAACAUGUAAGAACUCACACUGGAGAGAAGCCAUUUGAAUGUGGUAUAUGCAGUGUUGCAUUUGCUGCCAAAGCCACUUACAAAUCUCAUAUGAAACUUGUUCACAGUCAAACUCCAAAACAGAGAUGGAAAAAGAGCAAAGAUAUGCCUGUAUUAUAUAUGUACAACUGUCCAUUGUGUGACAUUAAAGAUUUGAAAGCAGAUGAACUGGAAGAUCACUGCUGGAAUAUACAUAAUGCAACAGUACAGUUUUCACAUGAGGUACCAGAGAAAUUGUCUCCUCAGGAAACUAGAGCUUUAGAUGGUAGCAAAAGUAUAAUUUUAUCAAAAGGAAAUGCAAAUCUUUCAACAUUAGAAGGCAGUAAAGAAAUCCUUUUAUCUGAAGGAAGUAAUGAAAUUGUUGUAUCUGAUAGAAGCACAGAAAUUCUCCUGCGAGAGGGGAGUACAGAAAUUAUGGUGUCUGAAGAAACAUCAAGUUUACAACUACUAGUAAAUGAAGAAAAUGCUUCCAAAUCAGUCAGUAGUGCUGUGCAAGAUAGUGAUACACAAACUGCAUGAGGAGAUUGUAAUGCUAUUGCAUUACUAAAUGAUGCAAUGAAAUCAAAUUACAGAUUAUAUCACUGUGUUUUUAUUAUAUCACAUUUGUUACAGGUGUUUUGCUUACUUUUUGUGUAAUUAUAUUCUUGUUUGCUUUGAA